This is a messenger RNA of Cladophialophora yegresii CBS 114405, 2535 nucleotides long. RefSeq lists its product as uncharacterized. The record is from RefSeq and is a predicted model, not a curated record. The transcript has a single exon. Gene Ontology annotation, molecular function: protein binding. The coding region runs from base 1 to 2535 and encodes 844 amino acids. NCBI's taxonomy places the organism in Eukaryota, Fungi, Ascomycota, Eurotiomycetes, Chaetothyriales, Herpotrichiellaceae.
AUGUGGCUUGUUGGCGGGCCUGGCAUUGGUAAGACAGUCCUGGCAAAGUACCUCAUCAAGUCACUGCAGCAACGCGGUGACAAUGGCAAGAGGACAAUCUAUUUUUUCUGUGACCGCCGGAGGAAAAAGGAUGGGUACAAAGCUGUCUUCAUCCUGCGCAGCCUGAUAUACCAAUGUAUGACCAUCGCGGAAUGCCUCGGCAAGGGGCACGUCAAACCAACGUACGACACGUAUGGCCCGCACUUGCUCAAAAACAAUGGCAAACUGGCAAAACUCUUCGUCGACAUGAUGUCGGAUCCUGGACAAGGGGAGUGGUAUUGCAUCAUUGACGCGUUGGAUGAUUGCGAGGAGGAGGAAACGAAGAUAUUACUCGAGGGAAUUGUUGCUGAAUCACAGGGAGCUGACGGAGAAUACCCGCGCUUUCUCCGGCUUCUCAUCACAAGCAGACCUUGCGGAGCAAUCAGGUCGGCAAUUUGCAAUCUGAAGAAUGCGAAAGUCGUGCACUUUACUGAUCCAGCCGGCAAACAAUUGAAUGAAGCUGACAUUGCAGGAUACAUCUCGGACCACGUCCGUGAGUUUGAGCACUACCCAGAAGAGAAGAAACCAAGUGUGGAAAAGCAAUUAGUCGAAAAGGCCAGCGGGAGCUUCACCUGGACAAUCUCGAUGAUUCACCAGCUUGACAAAAAACCUCCUGACUGGUACUAUAAGCUGUUGGCAGAAAUACCUUCGGGCAUGGAAACCAUGGUAGCGAGGAUCAUCGAUCGGGCAAAGCCAGAGAGCCUAUUGUUGAUCCAACUGCUGGCCGUGGUCCAACGCCCAAUGUCGGUCACAGAGUUGGCAACACUCAUCGCAAUGCAGGGCAGCCCGUUCGAUGAUCUUUUCGCUCUCGUGCGCCCUGCCUCGGCUAUAGCAAUACGCGACAAGAUUCGGUUCGGCGAGGAGUCCUUGAAAAUCUGUGAUGAUGAGAUCAUGUUCUUUCAUCCUUCGAUGCCCAAACAGCUACAUAAGAUGUGGGCCGAGGACGUAUUUCGGGAGAUGCACCUGAGAGUCGCCGAGGCCUGCCUGAUCUACCUUAUAUCCAUAGAUGACAGCCAUCAUCCUUUACAGGGGAGGCGCAAGGCCGACUGCGGCGCCGAAUACAAAACACUUCUCGAUGCGCUGCCAUUGCUCGAGUACGCUGCGGCACAUUGGCCGACUCAUCUACAUUUUGCCGGCCCAGACAGCGCAUCCCGGUUGUGGCUACUCCUGGAACAAAGCCUCAGCUGCUACACCAAAAGAGAGCUUUCAUUCCAAGUGUACCGGUUCUGGCAUCAUGAUGACUACAUUGAAGGUCAGUCGCUCCUUCAUAUUCUAGUGCUACACAACCUCACGUCCAUUGUUCGUCGAUUGUUUGCCGGAGAUCUCCAGCCAGUUCCACUGUGCCAGGUCAACGAUAGCGACUCAACGGGUAGAACUCCCCUUUGGUGGGCUGUCAAGAAAAGGCACAAGGACAUGGUGAGCCUGUUGCUGAAGCACAGGGGCGUCGAUUGCAAUAUUCAAGAUCGCGAAGCGAAGAUGUCCCCGCCCGUUCUGGCCAUAAAGAGCGGAUUCACCGACAUAGUUCAGCUUUUCCUCGAAAUUGAGUCCACCCGGGUUAGUUGGGGUAGGUUGAAGUCGAAUGGCGCGACUUUCACUCCCUUGUACUGGGCUGCCACCAGUAAUUUCGAGGACUUGGUUGUACUACUCCUGCCUCAGAAGGAGUUUUCCCAGGAUUUAGAGGAACCAUGCGCUCGUCAAACACCUCUUGUGACAGCUGCACGGAAUGGGUACAGCGGGAUCGUCAUGGCACUUUUGAGAGCUGGCGCUCGGCGUAAUACUACUGAUGACGCUGAGCGGCUGAGUGCAUUUUCGUGGGCGGCAAGAAACGGCCACAAGGAGGUAGUGGAUCGCCUGCUCCUAUACCAGGACGUCGACAUCUAUCUCAGAGAUCCAAAGCUGGAUUGGAAUGCUUUCCAGUGGGCUGCAGCACACAGCCACGAAGGAAUAGCAUCCAGGAUACUAGACGAGAUGUGCCGCAGGUGGGGCACUCAAGCUCAACAGAGGUGCAUAUCCCUCCUCUUGGAAGCUGCCGAAAGAAGUCAACUGGGGGCUUUAAACAUUCUACUACGGCGCAAUGGCAUCAUGCCAGACUCGACGAAUCGCCCAGAUGUCAGGACAGCAUUGUCUCUUGCGGCAGAGAAUGGUCAGACCACCAUUGUUCAGCGACUCAUAGGGGAUAAGCAUACCAACAUCAACUCAGUCGACAAGGAUCGGAAGACACCGCUGAUGUGGGCGGCCGACAAAGGGCAUGUUCAGAUUGUGGAGCUUUUGCUUCGGUCUACGAGAAUCCAUGUGGACGCUGUAGACUCGAAGAAAAGAACCGCUUAUGACUGGGCGCUCAUGCAAGGACGAUCGGAGGUCUGCAGAUUGCUCGCAGGCAUGCAGCGUCCUCUUGAACACAGAGGCGGCCCUAUCCGGGCAAGCGGCUCUUCCCCAACAGCUUCGAGGCCGAUGUGA